Messenger RNA from Notothenia coriiceps (black rockcod), 1642 nucleotides. Its product is annotated as voltage-dependent T-type calcium channel subunit alpha-1G-like. Gene Ontology annotation, molecular function: high voltage-gated calcium channel activity. The record is from RefSeq and is a predicted model, not a curated record. Gene Ontology annotation, cellular component: voltage-gated calcium channel complex; membrane. The annotation marks the transcript as partial. NCBI's taxonomy places the organism in Eukaryota, Metazoa, Chordata, Actinopteri, Perciformes, Nototheniidae. The transcript has 4 exons. Gene Ontology annotation, biological process: calcium ion import across plasma membrane.
ACCCUCUCUUCUUCUUCUUCCCUGAAGCCCUGUGGCUGUGGAGCUGGAGAAAUAUUACCACACGGAGAACGACGACGAGAACCCGUUUAUCUGCUCGAUGCCGCGGGAGAACGGCAUGAGGGACUGCGGCUCGGUGCCCAAACUGUACGAGGAGGGGGGGCUGCAGUGCAACCUGGACAUGCUGUCCCACAACAGCACGGACAACACCACCUGCGUGAACUGGAACCAGUACUACACCAACUGCUCCGCCGGCUCCAUCAACCCCUUCAAGGGAGCCAUCAACUUCGACAACAUCUGCUACGCCUGGAUCGCCAUCUUCCAGGUGAUCACUCUGGAGGGCUGGGUGGACAUCAUGUACUUCGUGAUGGACGCUCACUCCUUCUACAACUUCAUCUACUUCAUCCUCCUCAUCAUCAUCGGCUCGUUCUUCAUGAUCAACCUGUGCCUCGUGGUCAUCGCCACUCAGUUUUCGGAGACCAAGCAGCGUGAGAGUCAGCUGAUGAAGGAGCAGCGAAUUCGCUUCCUGUCCAAUGCCAGCACCCUCGGCUCUCUACAGGAACCGGGGUCCUGCUACGAGGAGCUGCUCAACUACCUGGUGCACAUGAUCCGAAAGGGAGCGAGACAAACGGCUCAUAUCGUCCGUCACCUCGCUCGACGUGCCGGGGUUAACAUCGCCGCCUCGCCCCAGGAAACAGAGUCCCAACGCAGCAAGAGAAGUAGAAGAAAACCCUCCAGGCAAGGAUCGGUUAGCGUUCAUCACACGGCGUCCAAUCAGCACCACCUACACCACCACCACCACCACCACCACCAUUUAGGGAAUGGAAGCAUGAGGGGCGUCCGGUGUGUGGAGGGUAGAGAUGCGGAGGCUCAUAACAACAAUGGAGGCACGCUUGUUGUAACUGCCGGACAUCUUGCUUUGCCACCAUCAGUAACUACAGCCACGUCUGAUACCAACCUGGCCACUUCGCCCGAUUUAUCUUCAGUUAUCAGUGUUUUCCACGCAGAAACUCUUCGUUGUACCCCUUCCCCAACAUCUCAUUCCUUCCCAAUCGCCCCCGCUCCAAUGUCCAAAUCCAUGAAGAGGAACUCGGUACCUUUCGCGGGUCCGGCGCCGAAGAACUACCCGACCCUUCAGGCCCGAGCGCUCGCUGAGUCGAGACGAGCGAGUGCUGCCGCCGGCACUCUGACCAACAUCAGCUUCAACCUCAAUAUCCCACCUGCCCCGCAGGAGAGACGCCCGUCAAGCCUGGUGGACACACACACUCCCACAGCCCAGCUCUCCGGCCAGCUGUCGGUUUGUGACCUCAGCGGUGUGGACACAGUGGCUCUGACCUUCGACCCUGAGAGCUGCCCUUACUGCGCCAAAGCUCUGGCCAACGAGUCCGAGGGCGGCAACGGAGACUCGGACAGUGAGGGAAUAUACGAGUUCACCCAGGACCUCCACCACAGGGACCGAAGGGACAGCCGGCGGCCCAAAAAGAAGCAGCACGGGCUGUGUCGAACGGCCGGGAAGGUGGUGCGUUUCUGGAGGCUGGUGUGCGACACGUUCAGGAAGAUCGUGGACAGCAAGUACUUCGGCCGAGGGAUUAUGAUCGCCAUCCUGAUCAACACUCUGAGCAUGGGGAUCGAGUACCACGAGCAG